Saccostrea cuccullata (small rock oyster) is the source of this 3354-nucleotide messenger RNA. RefSeq names its product transient receptor potential cation channel subfamily M member 2-like. The transcript has 22 exons. The record is from RefSeq and is a predicted model, not a curated record. Bases 1 to 3294 code for a protein of 1097 amino acids. Gene Ontology annotation, molecular function: ligand-gated calcium channel activity. Gene Ontology annotation, cellular component: plasma membrane. NCBI's taxonomy places the organism in Eukaryota, Metazoa, Mollusca, Bivalvia, Ostreida, Ostreidae. Gene Ontology annotation, biological process: calcium ion transmembrane transport.
AUGUCUUCUGAUAAACCGUCAGGAAGCAAAAGCUUCAAGUCUGACGUAUUAAAAGUAUGGGAAGAAAUCGAAAGAAAAGUUAAAUCAACCCCUACAAUGGUGUUUUCAGUCAUCGGAGAUUCAGAGAGCUUUGUUCCCAGACCUUGGGCGAAAUCAGUGUUCCAAACAGCUUUGAUUGAGGCGGCUAAAAGCGGAGGAGAUACAUGGAUACUUUAUCGUGGGUAUAACUACGGUGUUUCUUCAGUUGUUCGUAGUGCGUAUGGAAAAUACGGCGAUACAGAAUUUCGUGCAAAUAGUAAUGAUGUACCUUUAGAGGAUUCAGAGAGAAAAGUGAAACUUAUUUACAUGCCAGGACACAUUGAACCUCCAAAAACGCCAGAGGAAAGAAGCAAGGUAAAUCAACUGGGAGAUGUUACGGAAGAAAACUUAGAUGAGACGCUUGCCAAACCAUCAAAGCUUGAAUGCUACAUUGAACCUACAGAGAAUAAAAACUUCGUACUGGACUUUGAGGAAUUUGUUUCGAAGCAGGAACUUCCCUUUCUCAGCCAAACUUUAGACUUAAAUUUGCCUAUUCCAAUCGUCAUUUUGGCAUGCGAAGGUGAUAUUAAUACAAUUGAACAUAUAUCCGAGGCUUUGAAAAGAAAGAUUCCGGUGAUUAUAAUCAAGGGAUCUGGAAAAGCCGCCGAUCUUAUUUUGGACUACAUGGAAAACAAACAACUUAUAAAAAAAAAAGCAAGCGUUCUUUUUGGAAUUCGGUUCAAUGAAAUUGCUUUCAAAACACUAACCCGUCAUUUGAGUGACAUUGUGGAGGCAUCUGAUUUGGUUGGUGUAUUUGACGUAAACAAUGACAAUCCACUGAUGCUGUCAAACACCAUUGGUGAAGGAAUUGUAAGCUGUUGGGCGACGGAAAAAAUUCUAAGUACCAGAGAUGCAAGUGUGAGAAGUCCAAAACCAAACACUCAGAGAGAAAAGACUUUACAACUUACAACAAGUAACGGGAAUGCACACAUUGGAACAACAGUUUCCGUGGGAAAACUUCAAAGUUAUUCUGGUAUGCCAAAACAAGCCGAUAUUGACAAAAUAUUUUUGCAACACAGAGAAUCAAGAGCUUAUGUUUUAGACACCAAGUACUCUUCGCCCACCUCCCUACCAUUAUACUUCUUCUUUGAAUACCAGUUUCUGCAGCAGUCUGAGAAGUUGAAGGAACAUGGGCAUAUGCUGCUUUUUGAAGCAUUAAUUGCCAAUAGAUGUGAUUACGUUCGGGUAUUACUGGAUCAAGGUGUUCGAUUUAGACUGUGGAAUUUAUCUGAACUAUAUGAACAGACUGUUUCCUGUAAAGACUGUCAUUUUGAAAAGGACGACUGUCUACACAUUCAAUGGCUCCUCAAGCAAAUCGAGGAAAAGAAGGCUGAAAAGCUGUGUUUUUCACACAGAAAAUUUACGCGGAAAAUACAGAAAAAAGAAAGAAAAAACCGUGAAGCUCUUAAAAAACUUCAAGAAAUGGACCGAUCAUCUAAUUCCGAUGAAAUUAAGAAGUUAGAAAAAAAAAUCAAAGACAGAAAAGAAUCUAUCAAGGAAAAUAAGGAGAAACUGCAAGAACUUGUUAAGAAUGAAAAAGAGCAAACCAAGAUCGCUGAAUCUGCCAAAGGGUUAUGUCGGAAAAUACUUGGUUAUAAAGAAUCAGAAGACACAGAAACUAAUGAUGAUCCUGAAGAUACGGAAAAUGAUGCUGAGGAAAAAUCAAGUUAUGUAAAAAUAUCUGACAUCUUGCUUUGGGCAAUAUUUGCAAAUCGAAAAGAAAUUGCAGAAAUAUGUUGGCUUCGAGGGAAAGAUCACUUAUUAACGGCCUUAGUUUGUGCUGCAGUGCUGAAAAAAUUGUCUAAAAAGGCAAAUAAUGUAAAGGAACAGAAUCUUUCCAAUGAAUUUGCUGAGCACACACAAUUGUUUGAAAACAGAUGCUUGACGAUAAUGGACGGAAUGUAUAAAGAGGAUGACAAAAACGCCAUAGAUAUUAUGGAUGAUGACACGAAUGUUUGGGGUAUAAAAUCAAGCCCGCUUACUUUCGCUCACGAAAACUUUAUGUACGAUGUGGUGGCUCACACUUGCUCCCAAAAAAAUAUGAACAAACAGUGGUACAACAAAUUAGCACCUGACUUGAAACCAUUCCUUAAGUCUAUGUGGCGGAAACCAAGGAAGUUUUUCACUGCUCCUCUCACAAGAUACAUGUAUAAUUAUGUUAUGUUCUUCGUAAUGCUGGUGUUCUACAGUGCCUUUGUACUAACCAGUAUUGGGGACGAAUACUACAUACUGGAUAUAGCCAAAAUGUUUGAGUAUUAUGUCUAUUUCUGGGGAGCUGGGGACCUAAUAGAAGAACUCAUAAGCUGCUUUGGUUGUUUGGAAUCAAGAGGUCGUUCUCACCGUGGUUAUUACGCAAGACUUAAGAGAUACCUCUACGACUUUUGGAAUUUGGUGGAUCUCCUUUCCUAUGCUUUACUGAUUACAGCAUUGUGUGUCCGCCAUUUUCACCCAUCCACCAAUUUUACUAUUGCAAGGAGAAUGUUUUCGCUGUCCCUUCUUGUUAUGUACCUGAGGUUUCUUGAAGUCUUUUUAGUGCACAGAAAAAUGGGACCCACCCUGAUCAUGAUUAAGGAAAUGUUGAAGGAUCUUCUCUACUUUCUUGGCCUAGCGGUGUUUGUAGUACUUGGUGUUGGAAUGUACUACCACGCUAACUUAUGGCCGGAUCACCCGACUAUCUGGAGUGGAAAUUGGGUCAAUUGGAGAAUUUGGACGAUUAUCUAUUAUCCUUACUGGCAGUUAUACGGAGAGAUCAACAACGAGUUCUUAGAAGGACAGGAACUCGACAGUUGUACUCAGAAUGAAACCAUUUGGAAAGCAGACACGUCCCAAGACCGAUGUCCCCAGGAAGACUGGACGGUAAUUGCUGUAGCAGGAUUCUACAUGUUGUUCUCCAACCUUCUCCUGGUGAAUCUAGUUAUCGCCAUGUUUAGUUACACAUUUGAAAGGGUUCAGGAAAAUGCCGAAAAACUCUGGAGAUUUCACCGAUGUACGGUCAUCAGUGACUAUGAGUGGAGAAUUCCAUCUCCUAUUAAUAUCAUCUUUCUUCCUUAUCGAAUCUGUUGCUGUCCUGGAAGAAAAGGGGGACUUAGAAACAGGCUUAAAGGAUGCUGCAAUAAAAAGGAAUAUGAAGAAGAAAAGAAAAAAGAAUUGAAGAGAAAAGAAUAUAGAAAACAUCUCCAAAGAAAUAUGGCUUUUAAAAUAUUUAAUAAAAUGUAAAAAGAAUUGAAAUGGGAAAAAAAUAUUGUAUGCAGUUAAAUUAUUUUUUGUGGUGAAAUA